Molecule: messenger RNA, 2157 nt
Organism: Panicum hallii
Lineage: Eukaryota; Viridiplantae; Streptophyta; Magnoliopsida; Poales; Poaceae
Product: casein kinase 1-like protein 2
Exons: 14
Coding region: 246-1664 (472 amino acids)
Biological process (GO): peptidyl-serine phosphorylation; signal transduction; endocytosis
Cellular component (GO): nucleus; cytoplasm
Molecular function (GO): protein serine/threonine kinase activity; ATP binding
Source: RefSeq, a predicted model, not a curated record
GCCAUCUGUAGGUGCCUGCGCUGCCGGCUCCGCUCCUGCUCGCUCGCGGAAAGGGAAACAAAACACCACCGCCUUUGCAAAAGAAAAAAAAUCCCUGAUUCCGCCGCACUCCGAUCCUCCUCCCAAACCCUAGCAGUUCCCAAUCCCCUACCCCCGGCACUGCUCCGAUUCCCCCCGUCUCCGGAUGCCCCCGCCCCGCGGGGCCUAGGGGCGGCAGCGGUCUUCCGGCGGGUGGGCACGCGCUGAUGGAGCCGCGCGUGGCCAACAAGUUCCGCCUCGGGCGCAAGCUCGGGAGCGGCUCCUUCGGGGAGAUCUUCCUCGGUACUCACGUGCAGACGAACGAGGAGGUCGCGAUUAAGCUGGAAAGUGUGAAGACAAAACAUCCUCAGUUGCUGUACGAGUCAAAGCUGUAUAGGAUACUGCAGGGCGGAACUGGAAUUCCAAACGUCAAGUGGUUUGGUGUUGAGGGUGACUACAAUGUUCUUGUUAUGGACCUCUUGGGGCCAAGCCUUGAAGACCUUUUCAGCUUUUGCAACCGGAAAUUGUCCUUGAAGACUGUUUUGAUGCUUGCCGAUCAAAUGAUCAACCGGGUUGAGUAUGUUCAUAUGAAGUCCUUCUUGCACCGAGAUAUUAAGCCAGACAAUUUUCUCAUGGGCCUUGGAAAGAGAACAAAUCAGGUAUACAUAAUUGAUUUUGGACUGGCGAAGAAAUACAGGGACAGUGCAACCCACCAGCACAUUCCAUACAGAGAGCACAAAAAUUUGACUGGGACGGCACGUUAUGCAAGUGUAAACACGCAUCUUGGAAUUGAACAAAGCAGGAGGGAUGACUUGGAAUCUCUUGGAUAUGUACUCAUGUACUUCUUAAAAGGAAGUCUUCCAUGGCAGGGUCUAAAAGCUGGGACCAAGAAACAGAAGUACGACAAAAUUAGUGAAAAGAAGAUUGCCACUUCAGUUGAUGCUCUCUGUCGUGGAUACCCUACUGAAUUUGCAUCCUACUUCCAUUACUGCCGCUCGUUACGUUUUGACGAUACGCCUGACUAUCAAUUCCUGAAGAGAUUGUUCAGAGACCUUUUUAUUCGAGAGGGGUUUCAGUUUGAUUAUGUUUUCGACUGGACCAUUAUUAAGUACCAGCAGUCACAAAUGGCCGUCCCACCUCGUGCUAUGGCUGCAGCAGCAGGUCAAAGCUCUGGGAUGGCUCCUAUGGCAAAUACUAACAGACUGUCAGGCACUGAAGAGGGAAGGAGAAGUGGGUGGUCCGAUGAUCCUUUGAGACGUCAGGUUCCACCUGCAGGAAUAAAUGCAGUCAGCUUCUCAAAACAGAAAUCUCCAGUUAGACAAGAACAGUCCUCGUCAAAAGAUGCUGUGUUCCCCAGUUCGACUUUUUUGGGUCGGUCAAGCGGAUCCUUGAGGCGUCCUGCUGUUUCUAGUAGCCGAGUUCCGACCAGUGACGCUGAAAUACACAAUCGUACACCAGAUGCAAGCCCAGGGACUUUCCAAAGAAAUGCCCCCCCACGUAGGACCUCGCAGAUGCUGGAGUACACGGACCCCAGGCUUAGGCAUUCAUCCUCUGGCAGGCUCAUGUCCAACACCAAGAACUAUGAGUCCACUUUAAGGGGCAUCCAAGGUCUAAAUUUUGAUGCCAAUGAUAGGAUCCACUACUAGUAUCUUCUAGAUCCGGUGGACAUGUAUCUAUAUGAUCGCUUGAAGACCAGAUGAAGUGCAAGGAUGUACUUUCAGAGCUACCCUCAGUCUCAUCCCCUGUGAUCAAAAAGCUACAUGCUGGAGCUGCAAGGCAGCCUGCUGAUCCAAAGCACUGCAGGAUGGUUGGCAAAAUAAAGGGCUACCUAUGCUCUUGAGCAGCUUUUGCCUUAAAAGGCAUCAUGACGGUGUUUUAGGUCUGUACAGGUUCCAAUGUGUUCUUAUUGUGCUUUAAGAUUCUGGUUUCACAUAAUAUCCCGUCUCGAGCUGUCAACUGGCUCGUGCUCUGGCUGCUGGUUUCUGAAUGCAAUGCCUGUUUGUGAAGGUUUGCAAAUUGUAAGUAACCAAAGUGGUUAGUAUUUGGGGGGCGCUUGUGCGUGUAGGUUGUGGACUUCUGGUAUCUCAAAAAACGUGGAAGAAGAGGAUGCAAUCUCAAGUGAAAGUGUUAAACCCUUCA